Messenger RNA from Carassius gibelio (silver crucian carp), 2140 nucleotides. RefSeq names its product bridging integrator 3. The coding region runs from base 234 to 863 and encodes 209 amino acids. The transcript is spliced from 8 exons. Gene Ontology annotation, biological process: plasma membrane tubulation; actin cortical patch localization; endocytosis. Gene Ontology annotation, cellular component: cytoplasm; actin cortical patch. The record is from RefSeq and is a predicted model, not a curated record. Gene Ontology annotation, molecular function: protein binding; lipid binding. NCBI's taxonomy places the organism in Eukaryota, Metazoa, Chordata, Actinopteri, Cypriniformes, Cyprinidae.
AGUUUAAAUCCUCUCGACCUCUGACUCGCAGUAAACUUCUCUACUUCCUGCUCGCCGUCUCGAUCUUAUAGACUGGAAAAGGCGAUGUGUUUGAAGGAAAGGGAUUAUAUUUCGACUUAUUUGGACUAAAUUUGAGCACAAGAUGAGCUGGAUUCCUUUCAAAAUCGGACAACCAAGGAAACAGAUUGUUUCGAAGACCGUUGGAAGAACAGACAAAGAAGCUGCAUAAAGACAUGAAGAAAAGCACAGAGGCUGAUUUAGCAAUGUCUAAAGCAGCGGUGAAGAUCUCGGGGGACUUGUUGAGCAACCCGUUGUGUGAGCAAGAUCAGGCUUUCCUUGAAUCCAUGAAUGCUUUGGAUACAGCCAUGAAGAGAAUGGAUGCGUUCAAUCAGGAGAAGGUCAAUCAGAUUCAGAAGACCGUGAUCGACCCUUUGAAAAAGUACAGCAAUGUCUUCCCCAGUCUGAACAUGGCGGUAAAACGCAGGGAACAGGCUCUUCAAGACUAUAAGAGACUCCAGUCUAAAGUGGAGAAAUAUGAAGAAAAAGAGAAGACUGGGCCCAUCAUGGUCAAACUCCAUCAGGCCAGAGAAGAACUGAAGCCCGUCAGAGAAGACUUUGAAGCCAAGAACAAGCAGCUAUUGGACGAGAUGCCCAAGUUCUACAACAGCCGCAUAGACUACUUUCAGCCCAGCUUUGAGGCUCUGAUACGAGCUCAGGUGGUCUAUUUUACGGAGAUGCACAAUAUCUUCACUGACCUGACAGAUCAGAUUGAUCAGGGCGGUCUGACAGAUGAACAGAGGAAGCAAGAGAACGAGGCCAAACUGAACGAGUUGCGCGCGCUGUCCAUCGUGGCCGACGACUGAGACCGAGGACAUCCCGUCACCCACGUCUUACUCCGAUGUUUUAAUGAAGUCCUUUAAUUUAUUUCUCUUUUUUUGUUGUUGAUAAUAUAGAAGUCUCGUUUUGUAUGUCUUUGACAGCUAAAGCCAUCAGAAAACACUAAUGAUACUGAAACUUUUUUAAUGUGUUCAGAUUCUCAUACAAGCAUGAAAUCUAGUUUCUUAGCUAGAGUUAAUUACGUAUUAUUUUUGCAAAUCAAACCUUCCUGUGUUUAAUUUUUCUGUCAUAAGUCACUAAAACUGACCAACGAUUGAAGCUGUAACAGAUCAUUUACAUGUUUAUCUUAAAUCUUUCCCAUUCACCAGGCCAAAAUAAGUUAUUAUAUGCUAAAACUUAGUUUUCGAUCCAUGAUGAACAUUUUUGUUGUCACUAGUUCAAACACUACAAUUGGAUGUUCUUCAGCUUUUUAAAAGCAGCUUCAGAAAAGAGUGUAACGCUGCAAUAGUGCUGAGAAUGUAUGAUGAUUGAUUUCUUUCAUCAGUUAACAGAAAUCAUGUUAGCCUUCGAAUGAAUCCACGUGGAGAAACUGUGAUGUCUACAUGAGUUUAACUGAUACUCUGCCUCCCUCUACUGACACUGAAACGGUUUUCUUUCUUCUGUGUAUCUGACCGGUUUGUGUUCACUGUAUUCUGUAAUGAAGGAAAGACGGGUUUAUUUACCAAUAGUCUUACAGCCAUAUUACACAAUGGAUGUUUUUUAAAGCCACACAUUUUCAUCUCCAUGUCAUUUGCAUCAAUUACUGACAAUCACUGUUUAGUGAAGUGUUUUGAGACUGGAAGAGCCUUGAUUGUAUGAACAGAUUAUUGGUUAUUUGAGUUGGAUUAUUGAUGUGCCUUAACUGUGGUCAUGGGGUUUGACGUUAACCUGAAUUCAGUGUAAAUGCCCGUUCACACCAAGCACGAUAACUAUAAAGAUAACGAUAAAGAUAUAGUUCUAAAAAUGGUUCUCAAUAUUAAAGAAUAGCAGAGUCCACACUACAAACAUUGACAUCCAAUCAGAAUCCAUCUUGCUGUAACGAGCUCGAUGAUUUAAAGCGGCAGACGCACGUGCGCUCACAAUAAACAGACGAUAUCGUUCGCUGGUGUGGUCGCUAAUAUCGUUAUCUCUAUAGUUAUCGUUCUUGGUGUGAACGGGCUUUAAGUCUACCAAGCAACUUAAUGUAAGCUAUACGCAAUGAUUUUAUGGUACAUUCUCACUUUGCUUCUGAAAUAAUAUAAAACAUUUUCUCUAAGACUCUGGA